Molecule: messenger RNA, 2062 nt
Organism: Serpula lacrymans var. lacrymans S7.9
Lineage: Eukaryota; Fungi; Basidiomycota; Agaricomycetes; Boletales; Serpulaceae
Exons: 11
Coding region: 162-1913 (583 amino acids)
Biological process (GO): GPI anchor biosynthetic process
Cellular component (GO): endoplasmic reticulum
Source: RefSeq, a predicted model, not a curated record
GGCAUGCUGCGGGUUUGCCUGUGAAUGUAUCUUGUGGGGAUUCGUUCAGGCUAUCUUUCUCUAUUUUCAUCAAUGCCAGCUCUGUAACCAUCUUUUAACUUUCAAGUUUGUCUAUCUUUCUAGUCGACCACAAAAAUCCAGAAUAUUAUCUGUCUAAUCUCAUGCCAGAGGACAUCGCACUACAAGUUCAGAUGCCCACCGACUUGCGCAGCAAAGACAAACUUGGGGCUUUUCAGCUGGACAAUGUGUCUGGGAAAUCAAGGGGAAUUGCUAGCCUGACAGUAGAUAUCCCCAGCUCGCAUCGUAGCCAAGGCCCAGAGGAAUCGAGGCCGCCUGCAAGAUGGAGAACCACAGAGUUCUUGGUUUAUUAUUUAAUCGCAAUAAUUGUGUUACCGUGGAUGAUUUGGGUGCCUAUUAGCUUGAGUACAUCAUCUCAUGUAAAUUAUCCAUUUUAUCAUUCAAGGCUAUACCCUGGCUGGCUUUUCGGCCGUGAGUUAGAUAAUAGCGACAGCCAAUAUCGCUCUUUUCGCAACAAUAUACCAGCACUCUCUAUCCUCGCGGCACUCUUCCUAAUUUUGAAGUUCAUAUACACCAAAUCUGUUCUACGCUCCCUUCCAGAGCCGCCGUCACACCGCCUUUAUCUUAUACCGUUUUUCGUAACCUUUUCCAUUCUCAUGUUGAGCGUCCUACAUGGCGCCAGCAUUAUCAAAAUAUUCAUCAUCCUUACAAUGAACUAUGCCAUUGGUUCAAGCUGUAAAGGAUCCAAGUUAGGCCCGCUUUUAACAUGGGUGUUCAAUGGCGCGGUUCUAUUCACAAAUGAAAGGAACUCAGGAUAUAGAUUUAGUAGUCUGCAUCCAUCACUCGAGAUACUGGAUUUCAUACAAGGAGUAUAUCCUAGAUGGCAUGUCAGCUUCAACAUUACUAUGCUAAGACUCGUGUCAUUCAACAUGGAUUACUAUUGGGCUUGUAAUAGAGUGAGCGAGGAGGAUUCUGGAGCAUAUCUAACAGAAAAACAACGGAGCAACAUUGCACACCCCAUCGACGUUUACUCUUAUCAAAACUAUGUUGCCUAUGUUCUCUAUUCGCCAUUAUAUAUAGCAGGACCUAUCAUGACGUUCAAUAACUUUAUGUGGCAGCUUCGGCGCCCCAUUGACAUACCAGGUCGAACGAUCAUACGCUAUCUCGUUCGAUUCGUCAUCAGCCUCCUCACCAUGGAGUUCAUCCUUCACUUUAUGCAUGUCGUCGCAAUCAAAGAUGCUAAAGCUUGGCCUGGCGAUACACCAUUCGAGUUGAGCAUGAUCGGCUUCUGGAAUCUAAUGAUUAUGUGGCUGAAGCUGCUCUUGCCAUGGCGAUUCUUCCGCCUGUGGUCUCUCGCCAGCGGCAUCGACCCCCCAGAGAAUAUGGUGCGGUGCAUGGUCAAUAACUACUCUACUCUCGGUUUCUGGAGGAGCUGGCAUCGCAGCUACAACUUAUGGAUCAUCCGAUAUAUUUAUAUCCCUCUUGGAGGCACCAAGAAUGCGACGGUUACCACAGUUUUGAUUUUCUCAUUCGUUGCACUGUGGCAUGACUUGUCCUUCAAGCUGCUUGCAUGGGGCUGGCUGGUUAGCUUGUUCAUUCUUCCGGAACUUUUUGCCAGCUUCCUCUUCCCCGUGUCGAAGUAUGGCCAAAAUUGGUGGUACCGACAUGUCUGCGCCGCAGGUGGAGUUCUAAACAUUCUUAUGAUGGUUUCCGCCAAUCUCGUUGGGUUUGUCAUCGGGACGGACGGCAUGUUGUAUAUGGUAAAAAAGAUCUUCGGAAGCUUGGAAGGUCUUCGUUUCCUCGUGGGAGCAUGUUGUUGCAUCUUCGUGGGAGUCCAGCUGAUGUUUGAAUACCGGGAAGAAGAGAUGCGGAGGGGUAUCUAUCGCAGGUGCUAAGGACACAUCACUGAACGGUGCCUUUUUGCUUUCUGUACAAUGGGUAUUUUUCUUUGAUACUGUUAUCUUGAAUGGUGGCAACGAAUGGUCGUACAUAAUAGGUUUGGAUUUCCGAGAGAGAAAAAAUAAAAUCUUUGACCGUUUCUCUU